Molecule: messenger RNA, 1723 nt
Organism: Elaeis guineensis (African oil palm)
Lineage: Eukaryota; Viridiplantae; Streptophyta; Magnoliopsida; Arecales; Arecaceae
Product: aluminum-activated malate transporter 12
Biological process (GO): malate transport
Source: RefSeq, a predicted model, not a curated record
CACAAGAUCUUGCACUAAGAAUGCUUGGUUUGGGCUGCUAUUGACGCCUUCACCAUCCAGACCUCCAAUGGAAACAAACCAGAUUUCUCACGAAGGCAAAGGCGACAAGCAUUUGAUCCUUAUAGUGUAUUUUACGAAGAAAUUCACAACCCUGUCUAUUUCCUUGUGGCAAAAUGCAUUGAAGGUGGGAAGAGAAGAUACCAGACGAGUUGUUCAUGCUGUAAAGGUAGGAGUAGCUUUAACAUCGGUUUCCUUCUUAUAUCUCUUGGAGCCAUUAUUUGAAGGAGUUGGAGAGAAUGCAAUGUGGGCUGUCAUAACUGUUGUUGUGGUGCUCGAAUUUACUGCUGGUGCAACACUGUGCAAGGGAUUGAAUAGAGGAUUUGGGACAUUGUGUGCUGCAUCACUGGCAUUCUUGAUUGAAUUUAUGGCAGAAAAAUCAGGCAGAAUUUUUCGUGCAGUUUUUAUAGGAAUAUCAGUCUUUUUAAUAGGAUUUCUGGCCACAUACUUGAGAUUUAUCCCAUACAUAAAGAAGAACUAUGACUAUGGAGUGGUAAUUUUCCUGCUAACCUUCAAUCUGAUAACGGUGUCAAGUUUCCGUAUACACAAUGUAUUACAUUUGGCACGAGACCGUCUAUACACCAUUGCCAUCGGCUGUGGCCUCUGCCUUCUCAUGAGCCUCUUGAUUUUGCCAAAUUGGUCCGGUGAAGAUCUCCACCGCUUUACAGUGUAUAAGCUUGAAGGGUUGGCAAGAUCAAUUGAAGCUUGUGUGAGCGAGUAUUUCCAAGAAGAAGCCAAGGACAACAAAAUUAUCGAGGAAAACUCGUUCAAGGGCUACAGAGCAGUCCUGGACUCCAAAUCUACUGAUGAGACCCUUGCAACAUUUGCAAGCUGGGAGCCUAGGAGGCACUCAAGGCACUGUUACAGGUACCCAUGGCAACAAUAUGUGAAGCUUGGUGCUGUUCUUAGACAUUUCGGGUAUACAGCUGUAGCUCUUCAUGGAUGUUUGGAAUCUGAAAUUCAGACUCCACGAUCAGUAAGAUCUCUAUUUCGACACCCAUGCAUGCAAGUAGCUGGUGAAGUGUCCAAGGUUCUUGCAGAACUUGCUAGCAGCAUAAGGAACCGCAGACAUUGCUCUCCUGAUGUGCUCUCCAAACAUCUUCAUGAGGCUUUGCAAGACCUUAAUUCUGCCAUUAAAUCCCAACCACGCCUGUUCCUAGGCUCCAAUAAUGCCUCUGCAAACACCAACAUGCUAGUGGACUGCAGACCUGAUAAGUUUGCAUCAUCUGAGGUUGCCUUACCAUCAGUCAAAACUGAUAUCUCAUCAAUAUUAGAAAGGCGGAGCAAAAGGGUAGCAGACAAGUCAACAGAGUCAGCUGAGAGGAAGGUCUUGAGGCCAACAUUGAGUCAGAUAAUGAUCACCAGCCUUGAGUUCUCAGAGGCGCUCCCAUUUGCAGCAUUUGCUUCAUUGCUAGUGGAGAUGGUAGCAAGGCUAGAGCUUGUUAUUGAGGAGGUGGAAGAAUUGGGAAGGGCUGCAAAUUUCAAGGAGUUCUCUGGGGAAGAUGACAUUGCAAUUGAGCUGAGCUGCAAAGAUAAGUGUAAUGAGAGCGAUAGAGAUAUGCAGAUGCAUGUAGCAUCCCAAUCAGCAGAGUCAUAGGAAGACUAGUCUUGAUUGCAUUGUAGUUAAUGUCUUAUGCUGGAAAAGAAGAUGCUAUAAUUCAGAUGA